GUUUAUUAUCUAUGUCUAUGUAAAUAUGUUAUGGAAAGUCACCCAAUAACUCCUUAGAAUGGCACUAAGAAAAUUACAUCAUUUUCCGUCUGGCAGGAGGCCCAUCACAAGUGCCUUAUGCUAUCUAGCGGAGUUUGAAGCUACCUCGCGGAUCAGAAGCACCAAAUUAAAGGACACGGUCUCCAAUACAAUUGCCCUGCCGAAUCUCUGAUUUCAGCCGUUUUUUCGCAUAUCGGUCCGUCAGAACUGAUCAUAAAUGAAAUAUUUUUGAGACAUCGACAGCAGAUUGGCACGGUAGGGCACGGUCGUACCUCCGCUUGCGCCUCCUCCGAGGCCAGGAGCUAUAUACUGAGUGCAUAUUUCAAAACAAGGGCAUGGGAUUUCCCCUGAAAGCGGCGCAAGCCGAAGGGCUCGAGCGCGCCGCCAUCAACGACGAGCACGCUUAUGACGUCGGGAACGGUCAUCAGAGGCUUCGAAUAAGCAUAUACACGUCCUCGAGUCACGGAGUGCCAGGACCCCAGCACACCCGAUCGAUCUAUCAGUCGAAACAGACCAUGUCCUUUGUCGUCGAC
Mycena citricolor is the source of this 572-nucleotide messenger RNA. The record is from the annotation of a GenBank genome assembly. Lineage: Eukaryota; Fungi; Basidiomycota; Agaricomycetes; Agaricales; Mycenaceae.